This is a messenger RNA of Salvelinus fontinalis (brook trout), 371 nucleotides long. RefSeq names its product OTU domain-containing protein 5-A-like. The transcript has 3 exons. The record is from RefSeq and is a predicted model, not a curated record. NCBI's taxonomy places the organism in Eukaryota, Metazoa, Chordata, Actinopteri, Salmoniformes, Salmonidae. Gene Ontology annotation, biological process: protein deubiquitination. Gene Ontology annotation, molecular function: cysteine-type deubiquitinase activity; K63-linked deubiquitinase activity. The annotation marks the transcript as partial.
CUGAUCAAGUAUAUGGAGACCAAGAUAUGCAUGAAGUUGUUCGUAAACACUGCAUGGACUACUUGAUGAAGAAUGCAGACUACUUCUCGAACUACGUGACAGAAGACUUCACCACAUACAUCAACAGGAAGAGGAAAAACAACUGCCACGGGAAUCACAUCGAGAUGCAGGCUAUGGCAGAGAUGUACAAUCGGCCAGUGGAAGUUUACCAAGAGGGCACAGAACCAAUCAACACAUUCCAUGGCAUUCAUCAAAAUAAUGAUGAACCAAUCAGAGUCAGCUACCAUCGUAACAUUCACUACAACUCUGUGGUGAACCCCAACAAAGCCACAAUUGGAGUAGGCCUUGGACUUCCUGCUUUCAAACCAGGG